AUGGCUCGGACUAUGGAUCCCACUACAAAGGCCACCUUUCCGAAUGACUUUGCUGCUUCCACAUGGGCAAACGGUUCCGACACGUGGUUCAAUGUUUACAGUUGGGUCAAUUCGCAGGUCAGUUCAGUGCAAAACGAAAGGGGUUACGGUAGUCGCACGCAGUCGUUUUUUGCGUCUCUCGGGGAGUGACCGGGUGACCGACUGGCACGGCCGUCCGCGCAUUCAAAUUAGCGCCUUCCGUGUAUACUUUACCGACUGAUUUAUAGGGCAUUGUCCUUGCGAAAGAACACUUGCCCGCUUUCUUCUCCCACGAAGGGUGCAAUUUCAAUGUGUUUGCACUUUUGAAAACGGCCCCCGACGCAGCGGAGAUAGAAUUGGUAAUGACGCGGAAAGCGGCACGGACACUGGCACCGAGCCAGCUGCCUUGGCGACCGAAAGGGACCGAAAGGGACGGGUCCGGAUGGGAACGGCGAGAUAUUGUGGGCGACGGCGAGACGACGGCCGACUUUCGGACAUUUGACUCCCAAAUCGGAGUGGCUCCGCGAGCAGCGAGCAUCCGGCGGUCAAGCAAAAGUGGGGUAAACUCCUUCUGAAGACGAUUACCCCAUUAGACUUUCUGAGAAGAUGGAUGGGACUCGGAAUCUUGUUGUGUUGUAUACGGUAGAUGAGCAGAAAGCUCCAGUACAUCAGAGGCAUCAAAAAGAGACUGAAGUUUUUCUCCGCGCGAUCCUCAAAUCUCUCCUCCAUCCGGCUGCGUAAAGAGUGCAAAUCUGAUUGCGGCAGCGUUCGUUCUCUCUUUCUUCAUGUUGCACUUCUCACUUCCGCGUGCACUUUGUCGGUAUCCUCCUCCCGCGAACAAAACAAACGAAUCGGCACCCCUUAUCACUCGGCUACCGUUCUCAGUCUCUUUUCCAAUCGUUCUAUUUCCACUUUCCCUCCUGGUCGCUAGUUUAUUUGCGUACCCGACAGUACCAGUCAAAACGGCCGAUCGAAAUAUAGAGGAUCUGGGAGAGGUCGGCGACGAAAAAACUUCUCUCGGCGGUCGUCGCCUCGAAACCUUGAAGUUUGAUGACCCUGAAGCGGAAGGGAGGUGUCGCCUCGUUCCCGGCGCCGCGUGCACGCUCCGCUCUCACGCGCGUCCAAGUUCGCACAAAAAGAGAGCUUGGCACGGCGCCAAGUUGAGAGAGCCGCGCAGAUCAGAUCUUUGCUCUCAAGGACCGCCGCCCGCAUGUUGCAAAAGCAGGGUGUUCUCUAGUGAGCAAAGAGCACGGCUCCGCGAGAGAGACACGCUGUCUCGAGUCGUCUGUCCCCUCGCAGCUCUCGCGCCGUCCACUACCUGGCACGGCGUCCACUACGUAUAUUCUGUUGUUGUUGUUGUUGAUAUGGUGGCCCGACUGCAUCUCUCCCGCAUCCGCUCCGCCCCUUGCUAGCCGCUGGAAUCCAAAGUCUGCGCCAUUGUUGUUGUGGAUGAACGAGAGAGAGAGAGAGAGAGAGAGAGAGAGAGAGAGAGAGAGAGAGAGAGAGAGGAAGUGAGUGAGGAAGGAGAUGUUCAAAUUUGUUGUCCACGUCCGUCAACGGCUUCACGACCUGGCACCCGUGCACGCGACAUCCGGUGCCUGGGAAAGACGUCCGGAGUUCAUGUGGAACAGAGGGAUCACACGAGCAAAGUCCACGCAGAUCAGGCCGUCGACUCGAAAAGGUCAAACCUCCGUCGGUUUGCAAACAAACUACUAUUGUUCCGUGGAAACGUAAGCCACGCCGAAUCGGAAUCAGAUAGUGGAACCUGUUAGCCGCAAGGCCGGUUGCAGGAGUAACAGCUGUCGGUCCAAUUCAAACAACCGUGCCCGGUUUCGCUUCCAUUUGCAGUGCACCUGUCUUCAGCACCCGCCCGUCUUUUGACUCAUCCGUCGUGUUCACUUCACGGACGUCGCCGUCCGUACCGGGCAGUGCGUCACUCAAAGACGAGGUAUUCACACAGGUGUACGGUGACGUGGAAUAAGUUAGAAGGACGGAGGUGACUCAUGGCGCCGUGCGAAAGAGCGCAUCCUUGACGAGCCAUAAAUCGUCGUCUGCGUCUCACCCUCUAAUUUACAACAAAGAAACGGGCGAUGCGGACGUCCUUGCUUCUCAUUACGAGCUUGGUGUCUGUCGGUGACAUGGCAAAAACGACUGGGCCAUAAAUUUCGACGUUUCGAUAAAUUUAAUGACGAUGGGAAUGCGCAGAGAGUGGGGGAAACGGAGAGACGGAGGGAAUAAAAGGAACGAGAUCGGGAUGGGUUAUCAACGGAAAGAGAAACUGAACGAUUUCUGGGGGACAAGUAAGUAAGUUUCAGAAUGAUUCGGACAACGGGGAAAGCAUCCGCUCGUCGACCUCUUCUCAGCCACAGACGUCUCCGUCGUCCGGACUGGAUGAUCGUGAGCACCGUCUCCUUUGCGAUACUCCAAACAGCCCGGUCGAGCAGCCUUCGUCCAACUUUUUCAACAACAAUAACAACAAUAACAACAACAAUAAGAUCUCUGAGUUCGACCUCAACACCAGCUGGUUCAAUCCGCCACCACUCACCACUUCCCUCAUUCAGAAUCAGAACACUGCUGCAGUCCAACAGAAGCAAGAGGUAUUCUAGUGACCUACGAAGAAUAUUCUGUAGUGAUCAAUUUCAUUUCAGACUAAGUCGGAAGACUAUGCCCUGCUCCAGGAGCUCCUGCGGCUCAACCUCAACACGUCCUCUCCUCCGGCAGUCUCCAACAUGUCCACUUCCAAUCAGAUCUUCUCGUCUGCCUCUCCGUCCACCUCUUCUCCGUGGUCUCUUCCGCCAGAUGAGCCACCAAUGUACCGUCCGGUGCCAGUUGCUGCUCGCGUCAGUCCUCCACUUUCCCAGAACAUGUACUGGAAUGCUCCGACCAGCCGUCACAACUCGGACGCCGAUUUCCUCCAGGCUCUUAGCAACCAGCUAGCCGCCUGCCAAGUUGCUCCUCCGACGCAGCCAUCGGGAGUCGAUAUGACCUACAUCAUGCAGCAACAAGCACUCGCAGUCCACCAACAACAGCAGCAGAACAGCCGACAGUGGCCCCCGAAAGCUGCUUAUCAGCGGUUUACUCUUAUGGCUGCUCUCCAGACCAAAGUGGAUGAGGUGACCGAUGAGUACCGUCAGUUGGAGAAGGAGAGGAAGCAGACGGAGGCGGAACUGGCUCGCCAUAACCUCGGAAAGAAGAUCUCUUCUUCGAACGGACUCCCGAUUCCGAAACUGCCCACUGCUCCGUCCCGCAUCGACCGAAUGGUUGUCGACUUUUUCCGGGAGCACGCCAGAAUCAGCACUCUUCUCUCGAAGAUGGAACAGUUGGCUGGGAUGGCAAUGCCGAUGGCUGCUCACCACACUCUCGCAGGUACUUUUCAUUUGCACUGGGGGCUUGAAUCAACGUGUUAUUGUUCAGAGCUUCUCGAGGCAAUCACUCGUCUCUACCACAGUCGUAUUCACGAAAGAGGACUCAUUCUGCAGCAGUUGAGAGGCGAAGUCAUUCAUUAUGACGAGGAGAAAGGUAAGCAUUCACACCGAAAGCCUGAAUCAAUCAUUCGUCAACUUCAGAAGCCGGAGUCCUUGUCGAGAUCCUCUGUCUGGUGCAGCACGCGGCAACUCGUGUUCGUGCGGCCAACUGGUACUGUCUGAUGACCACUCUCAACCCGUUGGAUGCCAACCAGAGAAUGCAGAUGGAUCAGAUCGUGGCUUCCGAUUACACCAUCGCUCCCCCACCGAUCAGACCUCGUCCAGUCUGA
Molecule: messenger RNA, 3772 nt
Organism: Caenorhabditis sp. 36 PRJEB53466
Lineage: Eukaryota; Metazoa; Nematoda; Chromadorea; Rhabditida; Rhabditidae
Source: the annotation of a GenBank genome assembly